AUGAAAGCUGCCCAAGCACGAGUCAACGAGGCACAUGACCAGAUCAAACAUCACACCGAGCUUUGGAACUGCAAGGAGGACUUGGAGCAUUUUAGCUCGAAGUGGUCAACCGAAAAGCAGAAGUACUGCUGCGCCCUCGGCAUGGGCUGCCUUGGUCAGUCAGGGUCGAAGUUGAAACCAACUUCCGCGGCCGCGGGUGGAGGAGAUGCCGUGGCGGAGGACGUGGAAACUCAUGGAGGAGAUGCCGUGGCAGAGGGCUUGGAAACUCAUGGAGGAGAUGCCGUGGCGGAGGGCGUGGAAACUCAUGGAGGAGACGCCGUGGCAGAGGGCUUGGAAACUCAUGGAGGCACUGGAAGCUCGGAUAAGGCCGCAGAGUCGAGGGGUAAAACUGCUUCGCCGGACUCCGCCACGGAGGACAACAGCAGGACUCUCACUGUCGAGGUGGGUAAACCUUUUGCGGAGAAAGUGGAGCACGAGUCAAUCAUGGGUACGACCUAUGAAGCUAUGGCUGGAUCAGGCGGAGUUUGGCCAAGCUGGCUUCAGUUCGAUCCCGUGCAGGGCCGGCUUUACGGCAUCCCAGCCGCCGUCAGCGAGCCGAUGUCGACUCCGAUCGAGGUUGCGAAGACAACCUUUUCUGGCGGUCAGUUCAACCAUGACACCUUCAGAUACAAGCUGGUUGUGGUACCUGCUGGUGCGGAAACAACAAGUCUGCGCACGACGACUGUGGUGUCCACAACAGAUGCAUUGACCGGAGCUGCAGCUACCAUGCUCGGUAUCAGUUCCCCAGCAGCCACUCCCGGUGCAACAGGAGGAACUGCACAAGGAACCUCAGCGGCAACCGGCGCAUCCGGAAGCAUAGGCGCCGGCCCCUCAGCUGGCACCCCCGGUGCAACAGGAGGAACUGCACAAGGAACCUCAGCGGCAACCGGCGCAUCCGGAAGCACAGGUGCCGGCCCCUCGGCUGGCACUGCCGGUGCAACAGGAGGAACAGCACAAGGAACCUCAGCGGCAUCUGGAAGCAUAGGCGCCGGCCCCUCAGCUGGCACCCCCGGUGCAACAGGAGGAACUGCACAAGGAACCUCAGCGGCAACCGGCUCAUCCGGAAGCAUAGGUGCCGGCAACUCAGCUGGCACCCCUGGUGUAGCAGGAGGAACUGCACAAGGAACCUCAGCGGCACCAGGCGCAUCCGGAAGCACAGGUGCAGGCCCCUCGGCUGGCACUGCGGCAACCCCUUCACCUGCAAGUGCAGGGACAAUGAAAGCAUCCAGCGCAGCGGCCAGCGAAGCUGCAACUGCCCCAGCAUCGCCGUCUACACCUGCAAGCCAGGGUGACACGAAGCUAGGCAUCCCAGCAAUGUCGGUCUCACCAGCAGGCACUGCAGCGACGCCGGCUUCGCCUGAAAGCCCGGCCGCAAUAGCGACAGGCACUCCAGCGCCACCAGUUUCGCCUGUGAGCCCGGCGUCCAUGGCAGCAGCUGAUGAUCUAGCAGCCCAAGCAGCAGCGGCGGCCGAGAGCACCACAGGCCCACCUGCAGGACCCACGACCAGUAUGGUGAAGCUUGUUCCAUCAGACAAGGAGAAAGCUAUUGCGGAGGAGCUCAUUCAGCACGAGGUGCCAGAGAAGUUGGCUACACUGGGCAGUGUGGGACACCUUCCAAGUCCCGGUUUUGGCGGAUGCAUCAUUCAGGAUGCGAUGUGCGACCCGCUUGACAUGAACUGGUCUCUAGAGGAGCUGGGAAGAACAGCAGAAGAUGCAGAGGACUGCCAGCAGCAGUGCCGGGACAAGGUGAAUUGCGCUUGCUUUACCUACUACGCGCACCUGAAAGCGUGCCACUUCGGCUCUGCCAUGUCCGAUGUGCGGAAGGACACACCAGGUUUCGUGGGUGGGAAGGCUUACUGUGACGAAGCCUUGCAGGGGCUUGCCCCUCACACUGUGACGCAGAUCAUUCGGAAGAGGAAGUGCAUGUCGGAUGUCUCCUUCGUGCCGGCGAUGUGCACGAUUCGUGCACCCACCACCUUCCUUGACGAUCCUGUCGACUGCCAGCACAGGUGUCAAGACCACGAUUGGUGCAGCAGCUUUGCCUACGACACGUUGACAAAGAGCUGUGACCUUCAAUGCGCAAACGCAACGCCGAUCCAUGCGCCGGUCUACACCAUGUCCGGACCAAAGAUCUGCAGUCUGAGCCUGGUCCUGGGCAUGACAUUGACGUGCCCAUGGAACUUUGACUAUGAGGCGGAGAAAUGGGCACAGGUGCUCGUCUCAGGUCUUGUCCAUGUCGUUGCGAAGAUCCGGACGCUGGGAGGGUCAAAGGCGAAUGCUGUGACUGCGCAGGAUGUGGGGGUCUCCAUGGACAAACCAGGCAACAGCGCAGACAAAAGCCGGAGCUACCAGCUGCGCAUUGAUGUGAACGAGCACUUGGCUAUGUACCUCUACUCGCUGCUGAAGUCGAAGUCUACAGGCUCCAAGUUCGACGAGUACACGGAAAACUUCACCUCCAACGCAGCGGAGACGGUCCUCAAGUCGCAGUGCCGUCCCAAGGUCAGCUUGGACUUUGUGAAGAAGGACGUGGAAGGUGCAAGCUUCCAGAGACUGGCACCACUCGGCCAGUCACUUGAUCUCAUGAACCACUCUGUCCAGCAGUACAGCGCCAGGAAAGCUGAGACCACCGACGGGACGAAGUUUGGCUGGCUGCUGAUGACCGUUGGCAGCUUCAUGGCCGUCCUGGCACUCUGGAUGCUCCCCCGAUGGUGGGUCCAAUUCUCCAAGGGGCAGUGCAUUCCCUCUUGCGAGCCCUGUCCUGAAGUGGACGUUCGACAGGCUCAGGUAGGCGUUCCCCUAAUUGAUGAGGAUCGUCUGCCGUCGGAAGAGGAAUUGAGACCGCAGCUCAUGCAGAUCCUGCAGGAGACCGACUCCCUGAUGGUGUAG
Molecule: messenger RNA, 2925 nt
Organism: Symbiodinium sp. CCMP2592
Lineage: Eukaryota; Dinophyceae; Suessiales; Symbiodiniaceae
Source: the annotation of a GenBank genome assembly